Messenger RNA from Coccinella septempunctata (seven-spotted ladybird), 966 nucleotides. RefSeq names its product ragulator complex protein LAMTOR1 (gene Lamtor1). Gene Ontology annotation, molecular function: molecular adaptor activity; guanyl-nucleotide exchange factor activity. Gene Ontology annotation, biological process: positive regulation of TOR signaling; endosomal transport; cellular response to amino acid stimulus. NCBI's taxonomy places the organism in Eukaryota, Metazoa, Arthropoda, Insecta, Coleoptera, Coccinellidae. Bases 275 to 778 code for a protein of 167 amino acids. The record is from RefSeq and is a predicted model, not a curated record. The transcript is spliced from 5 exons. Gene Ontology annotation, cellular component: Ragulator complex; lysosome; membrane raft.
AAGUUUCCUCAUUGAUAUGAGAUAUUUAUAACAAUAUUUGUAAUAAAAAUUUGUAACAUAAGGCCAAGAAUGACAGCAUACUGAACUGACAGGUCUUUGAUCUUGUUGAUUGUUGGAAUGGAGGAGGAGUGAAUUACGAUUUAACAUUAAUUGAAUGGGCCUGAUAAACUUAUCUUCCUAUUUUAGACCAACGGAUUUGUUUAUUUAUAAUUAUCAUAACUGUUGCUGAAAAGAAAGCCUUUAAUCAUCGAUGUGAAUAAGCAAAAAGGCCAUAAUGGGUUGUUGUUACAGUUAUUUUUGCAAUGAUGACCGAUCAUCUCACGGAGGCGAUAUAAAUGAACGUACACAUUUAUUGAUUGACCCUGUAUCGAGUAAUUGUAACGUGCAAAGGGCAAACAGUGAGGAUAUCCUUUCGAGAAAUUCUAAUAAUCUACAAAAAAAGACUGAUGAACAAUCUGCACUGAAUAAGAUAUUACAGGAAUUCGCGGUAAAUGUUAUCGAUGUAGGUGCUUUAAAUUCUCAUAAUCUCCAACAGAAUGAAUACAUUGAGAGAAUGAGGCAUUAUGAUUCUCGGGUGCAACAGUGUAAUAAGUCUAAGCUCAUGACUAGAAAAAAGUGUAUUUUACAAGAUAUUCCUACAACAGAUAAAAUUCUAGGUGUUGAUUCUCUUUCUACUGAGGAUGUUCAAAUGAUAAAUACUAUAAUGAACAAUGGGGCAGAUGCAGUCAAAGUGAUCAAAGUAGAGCACAAAGAAGAUCUUGUUGUCGAAUUGUGUUAACAUUAUUUGGAAUAUUUUUAUUUUAAAUAGAUAUUCACUUGUUUUCCCAUUGAGUUUAUAUUUUAAAUCAAACAAUUUUCCAGUGCUGUAAUAUUUUAAAUUGUAUAAAACAUGUAAAUAAUUUAUAUUCCACUGUGAUUUGAAGAAUUGGAUAAAUAUUUGUCUACAAAUAUACAUUUAAGCAACAA